Molecule: messenger RNA, 1738 nt
Organism: Impatiens glandulifera
Lineage: Eukaryota; Viridiplantae; Streptophyta; Magnoliopsida; Ericales; Balsaminaceae
Product: tubulin alpha-5 chain-like
Exons: 5
Coding region: 179-1528 (449 amino acids)
Biological process (GO): mitotic cell cycle; microtubule cytoskeleton organization
Cellular component (GO): cytoplasm; microtubule
Molecular function (GO): structural constituent of cytoskeleton; GTP binding
Source: RefSeq, a predicted model, not a curated record
GAUGGCGAUUGAUACAAAGCAGCGUUUUAACUGAAAGAGGUGGGUGGUUCUUCACAGCAUAAAGACCAGCGUUUUCUCAAAACCCAGAACGCUUACAGAACGAGAGUGAAAGCAGAGAAGAGGGAUCUUAGGUUUACUACAUAGUUUGGUGUUGAAUUGAUCGGUAGAAGAAGAGAAGAUGAGAGAAAUCAUAAGCAUCCACAUAGGUCAAGCUGGGAUUCAGGUCGGAAAUUCAUGUUGGGAACUCUACUGUCUCGAACAUGGCAUCCAGCCUGAUGGGUUGAUGCCAAGUGAUACAUCGGUGGGUGUUGCACAUGAUGCUUUUAACACCUUCUUUAGUGAGACUGGUUCAGGGAAACAUGUCCCUAGAGCUAUAUUUGUUGAUCUAGAGCCAACUGUUAUUGAUGAAGUUAGAACAGGGACUUACCGUCAGCUUUUCCACCCUGAACAACUUAUCUCUGGCAAGGAAGAUGCUGCUAAUAACUUUGCAAGAGGUCACUAUACAGUUGGGAAGGAGAUUGUUGAUCUUUGUCUUGACCGAGUGAGGAAGCUAGCUGAUAACUGUACUGGUUUACAAGGGUUUCUAGUUUUCAAUGCUGUUGGUGGUGGUACUGGUUCUGGGUUAGGUUCCUUAUUGUUGGAACGUUUGUCAGUAGAUUAUGGAAAGAAAUCUAAGCUUGGUUUCACCAUCUAUCCUUCUCCACAGGUCUCAACAGCAGUUGUUGAACCAUAUAACAGUGUUCUUUCAACACAUGCUCUCCUUGAGCACACAGAUGUAUCUGUACUAUUAGACAAUGAGGCGAUUUACGAUAUAUGUCGUAAAUCUCUAGAUAUCGAGAGGCCGACAUAUACCAAUCUUAAUCGAUUGAUAUCUCAAAUCAUAUCAUCACUGACAACCUCCUUGAGAUUUGAUGGAGCUAUUAACGUUGAUAUUACAGAGUUCCAGACUAAUCUUGUCCCUUACCCACGUAUCCAUUUCAUGCUUUCCUCUUAUGCACCUGUAAUCUCGGCUGAGAAAGCUUACCACGAACAGUUGUCUGUCCCCGAGAUUACAAAUGCUGUUUUUGAGCCAUCGAGUAUGAUGGCCAAGUGUGACCCUAGGCAUGGUAAAUACAUGGCUUGCUGUUUGAUGUACCGUGGAGAUGUUGUUCCCAAGGAUGUUAACGCUGCUGUAGGAACUAUUAAGACUAAGCGAACCGUUCAAUUUGUUGACUGGUGCCCAACUGGGUUCAAGUGUGGAAUAAACUACCAGCCUCCGACUGUCGUCCCGGGAGGGGACCUUGCGAAGGUACAACGAGCGGUGUGCAUGAUCAGCAACAACACCGCAGUUGCAGAGGUGUUCUCUAGAAUUGACCACAAGUUCGAUCUUAUGUAUGCGAAGAGGGCAUUCGUUCACUGGUAUGUAGGUGAAGGAAUGGAGGAAGGAGAGUUCUCUGAGGCCCGUGAAGAUCUGGCUGCUCUCGAGAAAGAUUAUGAGGAAGUCGGUUUGGAAGCUGUGGACGAAGAGGAUGAAGUUACCGACUACUGAUAGCCUGUGGUCGUUUAUGUAUGGUUCUCUUGCUUAUCUUGUAAUCAAUAUUCUACGUUUCCACGUUUCCAUUUGUGUAUUUCUAGUUUCUACUACUCUGUAGUCUCUUUGAACUCUUUGAUUCAUGACCGUUUCUAAAUAGGCUAAAGUCAACUUGUCUUUGUUGAAAGUUGAAACAUUAAGCUUUAAUUAUUAUUAUUCCAUCCUAUU